UCACUAUUUAUGUUUCUAGGCUCUGGACGGUGACCUGUUUGAUCGACUGAGGGAUCAUUUCACUUUGCUGAGCCAGACAGAGCUAGACAGCUGUCAAGCAACGCAGACCUUCUUCUGCAAGAUCUUAAAUAACUCCAAUCAGGUAUCCAGAGAGCAAAACCUUCAAAUCUUCCUGCAGGAUAAUCCUACAUUUUUCAAAGCUCCAGCCUUCACUUUCCAGGCAGCGCCAAAUGAUAAGGUUGGCAGUCUGGUUCACCAAAGCAGCGGGCAAGGUGAGAGUUGCCUUGAGAAAGAAGCAAGAAAAUGGGCAAGCAAAGCAGCCAAAGGUUACAAAAUUGCCACUCAUGGCGAAAGAGUACUUCAGACAAUGGACAAGAGAAAAAAGCAGGUCUCCGAGGACGAGGCAGCCACCUUGGAGCUGAGAAUGGAAGAAGUAAGGGAGAGCAUUCGCAAAGCACAGGUAGACCAGCUGAAAGCAAACGCAAGACUGGACCUCCUGCGAUCGGCUGGUGUGGAUGUGGACCCUUGGGUAGCAAGCUCGUUUAGCCAGGCCAAUGAAGAACUGGAGAAGGAGAGGCGAAUGAGUGAAGCAAGGCUGUCUAAUGGAGAUAUCUCCCCAAUGGGGGAUCAGUUGGAAUUCACAGAUUUUGAAGAUUUUGACGACGCAGCAGAGACCUUUACGGAUUCGUCUUCAAAGCCCUCCUGUCACAGCUACCCUCUGCCUUGUCAAGUGCUUUAUAGCUACCAGGCUUGCCAGGCAGAUGAGUUAUCAAUCACAGAAGGUGAACACCUAGAAAUUAUUGAAGAUGGAGACAUGGAAGACUGGCUGAAGGCAAGAAACCAAGCAGGACAAGUCGGAUAUGUGCCUGAGAAAUAUCUGCAUAUACUGAGUGUGUCAGCCAGAGAUGUUUCAUCACAGAAAGUUCCAGAGAGCUCCCAUUUUGACCAGACUUCGGAUAUUUCCGAAAGUUCUCAGGGGUCCCAGGAAUACAGAGGACUAGCAAGGGCACUUUAUGAAUACUGUGGCCAAAGUGCAGAGGAGCUCUCCUUCCCAGAAGGAGCAAUAAUACGUCUGCAUCGCUGCAGAGAUGGGGAUGUGGACGAUGGCUUCUGGGAAGGGGAAGUGAAUGGAAGAAUUGGGGUAUUCCCCUCCCUUGUUGUAGAGCUGUUAGGUGACGGAGAUGAAGAUGAGGAAGAGGAGCUGUCUUCUCCCACACCUCCUCCCUUUUCUCCUCCGUUUUCUGUUCCUGGAGGAGCCACUUCUCCUGUACGAUUAACAUCAUCUGCAAGGAGCACUCCGACUCGAGGACUAGAGGAGAGACUGCAAAUGACAUCCCUCGAUAGCCUCAGAAUAAGUGACAGCAAAACAGAAUACGCCAGCAGUGCCCACAGCUCGCCCGAUCUUUCUGUUCGAAGACUUCGGCCGAUGCGUGCCCCCCCCUUGCCCCCUGGGAUGCAGAACGAGCCCUAGUUCUCUGAAAAGGCAAUCAAAAUGGCGGCUGCUUUUGUGUGUCUGUUUGAUGCUCUCACCACACAGACAUGGAAUACGAGACAUUUGUGCGGGAGCCGUAUGCAGUAUUCAUUUCCUUUUGUGUGGUUUAUAUUUGGGGUCAAUUGAGGAAGAGGAGGAGGAGGAGGAAUACUGAUAACACUUGAAGUAAAAUUUUGGAAUUUUUACAAUUGCUUUUGCUGCAUUCAGCCCUCUAGCUUGACAUCACCAUUUGAGAUUGCUGAUGGCGCUUAUUGAAGCUGUGCAGGAGCCUGCUGAUUCCACUAAGAACACAAGCGGGAUGAUGUAAGAGUUUGCAUGAGGCUUUGGAUGGAUGCAUAAUCGUUUAUAAGAGAUCCUAGCAGUAGCUAAUCCUGUGAUUUAGAAAGGAGGUUUUAUGCAUUGUCAUAGCCACAGAAUGUGUUUUCCAUCUUCUCCAUUUCAUGCACCUUUUAUGAAACGAGAUCUCCAUGCAUACUGCUGAAGCUUUGUUAGAGUGUGCGGCUGAAAAAUUUGACCUGAAAGUCGCAUCAGCUGAGAAGAGGAUUCAGAUGGAUCUUGGCAUCUCAAAUACAGGUGGACGUUUAUAAAGUUUUAAAGGGGACGUAUCAUUUUUAAAAUGACAUAUUCUGGUGUGCAAACCUAACGGCUAAUAUUUUUUGAAUUUGUAAAGGCUCUGCGUUUAUUGGGAUUUAUCUCUUUGAAUGCCCAACUGAUGAUGCACAAGAAUGUAUUCACUGAUUGUGAAUUGACGUUUCUCACUGUCACUGUGUUGUUUCAGUUUGAUGUCUGUCACGUGUUUAAAUAUUCGCUUUUUGUUGUACAAGUCUAUAUGUAGUAGCACCCAGGUUCAUGCCCUUCACACAUCGGUUCCUGUUGUUUUAUGAUAACUUAUUAUAUUUAUGUUUUUUGUCUCAGCUUAGAGAUACUGCAGUAGUGUGUUCUGUUGUAUGUUCUUACAGUCUUGAAUGUGUCAUUGGGUAGUUGGUUGGUUGGUCAACAAAUGGGAUGCUGAUCUGUAAGGGGGUCUCGGGUCUGUACUGCCACCGUGUCUUCCUUUGCAGGGUGACAACUCCCUUCAGUUAGGGCUUCUGCCAUCUCCUGAAAUGCCAUUAAGGUAGCUAGCGCCUUGUUGUUGCACUUGUUAAGAAAAGUUACAAUAAAACGCCACAAAGCAACUUCUCAGCUGUAGUGUUGGGACUGAGUCAUUGUUUGUCUUUGUAUUAAAUGUUUUAGAAUUCCUUUACUUGUGAUUAUGUUUAUGAUAUCAAGGGUUUGUGUCUAAUUAAAAAAGAAAAACCUG
Molecule: messenger RNA, 2792 nt
Organism: Polypterus senegalus (gray bichir)
Lineage: Eukaryota; Metazoa; Chordata; Cladistia; Polypteriformes; Polypteridae
Product: F-BAR and double SH3 domains protein 1-like
Exons: 12
Coding region: 368-1471 (367 amino acids)
Biological process (GO): neuromuscular synaptic transmission; regulation of actin filament polymerization
Cellular component (GO): recycling endosome; neuromuscular junction
Molecular function (GO): protein binding
Source: RefSeq, a predicted model, not a curated record